Rhizophagus irregularis DAOM 181602=DAOM 197198 is the source of this 1806-nucleotide messenger RNA. The record is from RefSeq and is a predicted model, not a curated record. Lineage: Eukaryota; Fungi; Glomeromycota; Glomeromycetes; Glomerales; Glomeraceae.
CAAGAACGUCGUCACCAGAAAGAUAUGGCUAACCUGAACCAACAAUUGACCGCUAUCAAUAAUAAUAUGACUGAACAGAAAGUAACCAUCAGCGGCAUUCCUAGAAUUGUUGCCAUGCUAGAAAAUAUGGAAAGAUGUGGAUUAUUUAAUCAGCAAAAUCAGGAUGACGCCAAUGCAUACGGCGAAAAUAACUACUCUUAUCCCCAUCAUGAUUUUGAUGGUUCUAAUAGUGGUUACGAAUCAUCCAAUACGGUCGAAACACGUAACAUCUUCCCCGAUCCUGAUUACACCCCAUCACAACCUACAGAUAUAAUUUCUGAUUAUAAACAAAUAAUUUUCGCUACACACAAUAUACAAGGAGGUUUCCAAUCAAAAAAAGACAAGAUCAUUGAAUUAAUGGUUGUUAACAAGAUUGAUUUCUUACAUGUUUGUGAAACUAACGAACGAGAUAACAAUUUUGACAUCAGCAAAUCGAAAGCACAUUUAAAAUAUCAGGUCCCUUUUAAUAAUAAUUUUAGUAAAUUCUUUUUUAUUAUCAACAAUCCCGACAAAGAAAAACGUGGUAGCGGAUCUAGACUAAUCAUCAGUGAACAACUACAUAAUCAUUUGGAAAGUACCAUUAUUCAAACACAAGGACGUUACAUUUCUACAACUUUUAAUUUUAAAAACAAAACAAAGAUUUAUACACAUUCCAUUUAUUUACCUGAAUGUAAUCAUGCACAUAAAGAAACAUAUAUUGAUAUUAUCAAUAAUCUUUUUGAGAAAUUAAAUCAACAGCCAAACAAAACAAAUCACGUGACCCUAAUAUUAGGAGAUUUCAACAUCAAUAACCUAAAUAAUAACACCUCUUCUUCGCGUGGCAAAAACAAAAUUGAUGAUUACUCAAAAAGCUAUAUCCUUAACAAUAUACAUAGGGCCAUGGAAUUAAUUCUUCAGAAAUUUGACAUGGUUCAUAUAGGAGAAAAAUUUGGUCAUAAAAUUACGCCUACUCAUUAUUCUAAUGAUGCAUCAAAAAUACCUUCAAGGAUUGAUUAUAUCUUUGGUUCCAAAAAUUUAUGUAACAAAGUUACAGAAUUUAAUAUUUUUAAUACUAAUACUAGUUAUUAUUCUUCAGACCAUAGAUUGCUUCUUACAAGUAUUGAUCAUCCUAACGCUAACUUAUCCAAAAACCAAAAAUAUUAUAAUUUAUCACGUGACUUACCGUCCCACGAACAACAAUAUAAAAUAAAGGACAUGGAUGUGGAUCAAUGGAAUACUUUUCAGAUAGAAAUUAAUAAAAACGCUUAUCCAACUUAUGAAGAUUAUUCAAAAGAUACUUCCAUCUCUUUCCGUUCAUCUCAAAAUUUCAUCAAUGAACGUAUGAAAAGAAUCUUAAAAGAUAUAGAAGAGGCCUUAAACUUAGCUGAUGUUCAAAAAUACAAAUGUGGAGCCCCUAAAAGAAAUAUCCUUCCGUUACACAUCAGACGUCAAUUCAAUCAACUAUAUCAACUUGCAUCUCUAAAAAGAUAUCUACGCGACAAAGUAUCUAUAAUUGAAAAUAGGAAUAACUUUAUAAACGUUAACAACACACUUAAUCAAAAUGAGAGCGAUAAUAUUGAUCUCAAAGAAAUACUUGAAAUUUUCGAUAAACAUUGGAAAUAUAAAAGAAAGUGGUUAUCGAAAUUAUUGCAAUUUAAUAACAUUGUUCCCAUUCAACCUCUUCCUUUAAUUUUGGACACGGUAGUAGAGCUUGAAAGAAUUCUAUCCUUUAUUAAUCAAUUAGAAACGGCGAUUAAUAAACAAUUGCUUUUGGAUCGUUCAGCAUAG